This is a messenger RNA of Aspergillus oryzae RIB40, 855 nucleotides long. RefSeq names its product putative transcription factor TFIIE complex alpha subunit. The record is from RefSeq and is a predicted model, not a curated record. Gene Ontology annotation, cellular component: transcription factor TFIIE complex. Lineage: Eukaryota; Fungi; Ascomycota; Eurotiomycetes; Eurotiales; Aspergillaceae. The transcript is spliced from 3 exons. Gene Ontology annotation, biological process: transcription open complex formation at RNA polymerase II promoter. The coding region runs from base 1 to 855 and encodes 284 amino acids.
AUGCUGAAGUUGCUUAAACAAAUCGAUUCCGUCGAAAUCCCACCAAACGACUUCGAUACCGCUUGGGAUCAUAAGAUCGAUGUCGUGCGAAACCAGGCUACUCACCCGACACGAGCUGCAGUUGUUGUGCCAUCCAAGAAACAGGAAGCUGUUCGCGGUAACACUAAGACCGAUGCUGGCGCCCUUGAGAUCUCCCUCACAUCCAGCGAGGAAAAGAGCGCCGCCGAACAAGCGGAAGAGGCAGCACGCAAGGCCGCCGUGGAGAAGCAGAAUGCGCUCCCGGUGUGGCAUACACAUUCUACUGUGUCUACAGGCGCUGGAAGUCUCAACACGGUGAAGACAGAGACGGACGUCGACGUGAAGUCCGAGAUCAAGGAGGAAGAAGAUCGAAAGCCGGAUCUCGAUGCUCUCGACGACAAGGUCGCCGCCUACUAUGCCGAAAUGGAGAGGGAAAAGGCUCUUCAGGCUCAGGAAGAUUCCAGCAGUGCAGAGGAGGAUUCCGACGAUUUCGACGAAGAAUUCGAAGAUGUUGGUGGUGUUUCUGCGAGCGACACUGCGUCACCGGCCAUUGGCGGUGCUGGCGCUGGUCCUACCAGUGCACCUACGAAUACAACGUCCACGGGAAGAAAGCGCGAGUUCGAUACAGAUUCUGGAACCAGUGCUCCUCAAACAGCCUCAGCAACACCAUCUGCUACAGAUGAAGGCCCAGCAGCGAAGAGGGUCAAAGUCGAACCGGAGGUCAAGAAAGAGGAGUCUGAUGAAGAUGACGACGAGGAAUUUGAAGAUUCGUCUUCAACCCUUUUCGGCGCAGGCGCCCGGGAGAAGGCGAUCUGUUGGAGAGGGGAAUAUCAAUAG